GUUUCCGGAGGUGGAGUUUCACAAGAUGUAAUACAGGUUGAGCAUGACUCGGACCCACCGUUUGUGACUGACGGAAGAGGUCGGGUUGUAUGGAGCAGCACGAGGUCUGCGCGAGGCGCCCUUCCUGCAACGGAAACUCGAGAAGCUCAGAGUCCGCCGCAACGUAUACGAACCUGUCCACCUCCCAAAGCCAGGAGGAUGGGCCGGGAAGUGGCGUCAGAGUCUAGUGGGUUUGUGACUGAUGGAUGCGGCCGUGUUAUAUGGACUGGACCUACAGCGCCUGUUCAGCCCGAGGAAGCUGGUGAGAAGGCAAGUGAAGUAGGUGAGGAUGUUGAAGCUGAAUCAGGGUAG
Molecule: messenger RNA, 351 nt
Organism: Serpula lacrymans var. lacrymans S7.9
Lineage: Eukaryota; Fungi; Basidiomycota; Agaricomycetes; Boletales; Serpulaceae
Exons: 1
Source: RefSeq, a predicted model, not a curated record